This is a messenger RNA of Saimiri boliviensis boliviensis (Bolivian squirrel monkey), 3024 nucleotides long. Lineage: Eukaryota; Metazoa; Chordata; Mammalia; Primates; Cebidae. The record is from RefSeq and is a predicted model, not a curated record.
AGUGGUUCAAGUUUUUGAGCGGUGGCUGCAGCGGCGCUGGGGGAAAGGAAGCCGGUUGGAGGGAGCUGCGCACCCCUGCUGCGCUGAACUCAGCAGAGGUUACACGCACAAGCAGGCAAGAAUUCUGACGUUCUCAAGAGAUCAGCUCUUCCCCGGGUGGCUCAAAGGACCCUACCAUGUGGAUUCUGCUUCUCCAGGUGGGGACUGGAGUUUUGAAAUAAAAUGGAUGAUUUGACGUUACUUGAUCUUCUGGAGUGCCCUGUGUGCUUUGAGAAGCUCGACGUCACGGCAAAAGUCCUCCCUUGCCAGCACACCUUCUGCAAACCAUGUCUACAGAGGGUUUUCAAGGCCCACCAGGAGCUGCGGUGCCCCGAAUGCAGGACGCCAGUGUUUUGCAGCAUCGAGGCGCUACCGGCCAACCUGCUGCUCGUGCGCCUUCUGGAUGGCGUGCGCUCAGGGCAGAGCUCGGGAAGAGGGGGCUCCUUCCGCAGGCCCGGCACGAUGACCUUGCAGGAUGGCAGGAAAAGCAGGACCAACCCCAGACGUCUGCAGGCCAGUCCUUUCCGGCUAGUGCCUAAUAUCAGAAUCCACAUGGAUGGGGUGCCUCGAGCAAAGGCCUUAUGCAACUACAGAGGGCAGAAUCCUGGUGACCUAAGGUUUAAUAAGGGAGAUGUCAUUCUUCUCCGGAGACAGCUUGAUGAGAAUUGGUACCAGGGGGAAAUCAACGGCAUCAGUGGGAUCUUCCCAGCCAGCUCUGUGGAAGUCAUCAAGCAGCUGCCCCAGCCACCCCCACUCUGCAGGGCCCUCUACAACUUCGACCUACGAGGCAAGGACAAGAGUGAGAACCAGGAUUGCCUCACCUUCCUCAAGGAUGAUAUCAUCACUGUGAUCAGCCGAGUGGAUGAGAACUGGGCAGAAGGCAAGUUAGGAGAUAAAGUAGGCAUCUUCCCUAUCUUGUUUGUAGAGCCAAACCUCACCGCAAGACACCUUCUAGAAAAGAACAAAGGUCGCCAGUCAUCCCGCACAAAAAACCUGUCCCUGGUGUCCUCGUCCUCCAGAGGCAACACAUCCACCCUCCGUAGGGGCCCCGGGUCCAGGAGGAAGGGGCCUGGGCAGUUUUCCAUCACAACAGCCUUGAACACUCUCAACCGGAUGGUCCAUUCUCCUUCGGGGCGCCAUAUGGUAGAGAUCAGCACCCCAGUGCUCAUCAGCUCCAGCAACCCCUCUGUGAUCACCCAGCCCAUGGAGAAAGCAGACAUUCCCUCCAGCUCGGUGGGGCAGGUCAGCACUUAUCACCCCGCACCUGCCUCUCCAGGACAUUCCACAGCCGUGGUCAGUCUGCCUGGCUCCCAGCAACACCUUUCAGCGAACAUGUUUGUAGCCCUGCACUCCUACUCAGCCCAUGGACCCGAAGAGCUGGACCUGCAAAGGGGAGAAGGCGUCAGGGUCCUGGGGAAGUGCCAGGACGGCUGGCUCAGGGGCGUCUCCUUGGUCACCGGGCGAGUUGGCAUCUUUCCAAACAAUUAUGUCAUCCCCAUUUUCAGAAAGACCUCUAGCUUUCCAGACUCCCGAAGCCCUGGUCUCUACACCACAUGGACGUUAUCCACCUCCUCUGUGUCCUCCCAAGGCAGCAUUUCAGAAGGUGAUCCGCGGCAAAGCCGUCCCUUCAAAUCCGUCUUUGUGCCCACCGCCAUAGUCAACCCUGUGAGGAGCACAGCUGGCCCUGGGACUUUAGGACAAGGGUCUCUUCGGAAAGGGCGGAGCAGCAUGAGAAAGAGUAAGUGGUGGCAGAGAGAUGGAUCCCUGCAGAGACCUGUCCAGUCCGGGAUCCCCACUCUCGUGGUAGGCUCCCUCAGACGCAGCCCCACCAUGGUUGUUCGGCCUCAGCAGUUCCAAUUCUACCAGCCACAGGGGGUCUCCUCCUCCCCCUCAGCCAUGGUGGUGGAGAUGGGGCCCAAGCCUGCCCCCACGGGGGAGCCCGCCCUCACGUGCAUCGGCAGGGGCAGCGAGGCCCGGAUCCACUCGGCAGCCAGCUCCCUCAUCAUGGAAGGCAAGGAAAUCCCCGUCAAGAGUGAGCCUUUGCCGAAACCACCUGCGUCUGCCCCACCAUCCAUCCUGGUGAAACCAGAAAACUCAAGAAAUGGCAUCGAAAAGCAAGUCAAAACCGUGAGAUUUCAGAAUUACAGCCCUCCUCCCACCAAACAUUAUACCUCCCAUCCCACUUCUGGAAAGCCUGAACAGCCAGCCACCCUCAAGGCAUCCCAGCCUGAAGCAGCCUCUGUGGGCCCAGAGAUGACCGUCCUAUUUGCCCACCGAAGCGGCUGCCACUCCGGACAACAGACAGACCUCCGGAGAAAGUCAGCUCCUGGCAAGGCCGCAACCCUGGUGUCCACUUCCUCAGCCAUGCAGACCGUGUUUCCCAGCAAAUGAACCUACAAGUGGCUUUUCCUGGACCCCAAAGAGGUGAAUUGCAUUUAAAUACAAUCUGCCUCCACCGAGGGCAUCCUGCCAUUCUUUGGGGACUUGAGCACGGGUCCCUGUUCUUUCUAUUUUACCUCCAGGAAAGGAAAGGCGGGAGCAGGAAUUCCUGCCCUGGGUGGGAAGAGAGACUGGGUGACCUUCCAAACAUACAGACAUCAUGAUUUGAUGCCGCAGAGCUUGCUUACUCAGACCAAGGAGUGAAAAAUUGUUGUGUCCACCUUAUGCCCCAGCAUGGAGUGUGCCUCUUGUCAUUCCCAUGUUACUGUGUAGAAUUUCUAUGGUGUCCUAAAGGGGGCUGCAGCAGGAAUGUGACAAUGGUGGGAUUGUUGGCAUUGCUUCUUUGACCUUGCAGUAUCCUCAGCAAGCAUUAGAACAGCUUCUCCCAUCAUCUGGGGCCUCUAUACCGGCCACAAAAAGAUAGUAGCUGCCAUAUCUUUUUCCCUCUGUAGAGUCAUGAUCCUGGCUGCAAAGGGAGAAUUUCUGCAAGGGUUGUGAGGUGGAUACUUUGAACAUUUUCAGAACCCAAUAAAACUAGGAGUCAGC